AUGGCAAGUUUUCGCAAUAUCGCAGUUCUCGGCGGAACUGGCCGAAUUGGUCGGCCGAUUGUUAAAGCUUUGAUAGACGCAGGCUUCAACGUUACAGUCGUGACGCGGAGUCUAGGCUCGAAUCCAAAGGAAGCCAAUGGCGUGACUUUCGUGACCAAUGACUAUACGUACGAGUCACCUGUUGAGAUACUUACGGGUAAGGAGGCAGUGGUGAGUGCCGUGGCUGCUGGGCCGCCCAUCGCAGCUCAGAAAGUCAUGGUCGAUGCGGCAAUCCAGGCUGGGGCCAAGCGAUUUAUCCCCAGCGAAUAUGGCUCGAGCAGCAUUGAUCAGCCACUUGAAGACUUCAAGAUUGGUUACGUGGAAUGGAAAGUAUUAAACUUGGGAAUAAAGAUGUCUUAG
Molecule: messenger RNA, 399 nt
Organism: Trichoderma aggressivum f. europaeum
Lineage: Eukaryota; Fungi; Ascomycota; Sordariomycetes; Hypocreales; Hypocreaceae
Exons: 2
Coding region: 1-399 (132 amino acids)
Source: RefSeq, a predicted model, not a curated record